Chroicocephalus ridibundus (black-headed gull) is the source of this 783-nucleotide messenger RNA. RefSeq names its product multiciliate differentiation and DNA synthesis associated cell cycle protein (gene MCIDAS). The transcript is spliced from 3 exons. Gene Ontology annotation, biological process: negative regulation of cell cycle; negative regulation of DNA replication. Bases 1 to 783 code for a protein of 260 amino acids. Lineage: Eukaryota; Metazoa; Chordata; Aves; Charadriiformes; Laridae. The record is from RefSeq and is a predicted model, not a curated record. Gene Ontology annotation, cellular component: nucleus.
AUGCCACCGCCACUGGACUGCGCCAACUUUGAUUUCUCACUUGGCGAGGAGGUGGCCUUUGGCCCCUGCGCCCCGCAGCUGGAGAGCAGUGUGGUGGCGCAGGUGCCCCCGCAGCACCUGCCUUCCCCCGAGCCGUGCUGGAGGGGCCUGGCGGACCAGCACCAGAAAGCACUGGGAGAUGCCCUGGAGGCAAACAGCCAGCUGCAGGAGACCCUCACGCAGAGGCAGGAAGAACUGGUGACGCUGCGGGAGAGCAACGUGCAGCUGAAGGAGCUGGCGAGCCAGGCCAGGCAGCUGGCUGCCGUUCUUGACGUGCUGAUGCUCCCGCAGUGCGCUGACAGGGAGGUGCUUCCUCCUCCUCCUCCUCCUCCUCUUCAUCCUCUACCUCCUCUUCCCGCCGCCGCCGCCCCGGCCGGGACGUGGGUCGGUGUCGGGCGGGCGGAGCCGCGGGAGGAGGCGGCGGGCGUGGACGCCAUGCUGCGGGAGGUGUCGGAGAAGUGCCGCGCCGCCCUGCGCAGCCUCGGGGGGGGCAGCCCAGGGGGGGACAGCCCGGGGGGGGACAGCCCCACGGCCAAGCGCCCGCGGCCGGCCCCGCUCCUGCACGGCGCCUUCCGCGGGCUGCGCACUGGGCGGGCGGGCGGCGAGGGGUUGGAGGGGGGCGGCAGCCUGCGGGCGGCCCUGGGGGAGGCGGGCAGCAUCCGCACCCUGGCCUUCCCGCAGGGAAACGCCUUCACCCUCCGCACCGCCGCCGGCGGGUACCGGUUCCGCUGGGUGCCGCGCUGA